AUGGCUCUGGUCUCGACGUUGCCACCUCAUUCCAUCAUCAGCUCGCCCUCGUUCGGUUAUCCCCACCACCGUGCCUCGUCGCCUGGAUCAGCAGCAGCAGUAGCCCGCGUCAGCAGUAGUAGCCCUCGCGCGACCGCCGCAGAGACCUCGACCAGCUCGUCACCAGCCGGCGCCGCGUCGCCUCGAUCGUACCCGUCCAACAUGGCCUACUCUGCCCGACCACCGACGAUCCAGUGGACACCGCCGGCGUUCGUCGAUCUCAACCCGACCUCGAGCAGAAGCAGUGUGUCAAGCUCCAAGCCCACGUCGCCGUCGCCGUCGCCGCAACCGAGCGCGAUGUCCGGCCCCAGCACGAGCUCGCGACCUCAACCCCCCUUGUUCAACUCGGCAGCCAACGCGUCCUCGACCCCGACGUUGUCACAGAGGCGGUCAUCGGGCCACAUCGCAUCCGGUUCGACCAGCCCGUACACACCGUCACCGGCUGGCUCGUCGCAUCGCCAGGCGCAACACGCGGCCCCGGCUCACUCCGGCGUCGCCCAGACGAUCGCUGCGAACCGCCCGUCGGGCUCGAUUUCAUCCUCCUCGUCGUCGUCGUCGAUGGCCCCGCUCGGCCCCAACCCAGGUUCAGUCUCAGCAACAGGAUCAGGGGUGGGUGGUCACCACUUCCCGGCCUUCUCUUCGGGACCGCACCCGCACGCCGUGCACGCGUUCCCGCAUCCGCAAUACCCCUUCAUCCCUUCGCCGCACCCGCACCCGCACCCGCAGUCGUCCGGGUUCGCCGGGCCCCACGAUCCCGCCGUGUCGGCCGCGCAGCAGCAGCACCACCAGCAGAUGUUGAUGCACCACGCCCACUUGCAACAGCACCAAUGGCAAAUGGAGAUGAUCAGGAACGCGACGUUGCAACAACAGCAACAGCAGCAUCAACAUCACCAACAGCAGCAGCAGCAGCAGCAGCCCCUCCGGGAUCACUACCAACAGAAGCAGCAGCAGCAGCUACUAGGUGUGUUUUUUCAUCUCAUCACCCUGUCUCGCAAUCGCUUCUUCAACCUCCAGAACAGGGCCCAUUGGUGGUUUCACAGACGCUGUGUAUCGCGUCGCCCCCCCAAAUCGGCAGAUCGACCUUGGGCGCAGUGGUGUCCCAUUCACGCGCAACCCUAAUUUGGUGCCUAGCCAGAUUCAUAAUCUUGCGAGCCCGGGCCAUAUUGGGGAUGGCACGGAGUUUCGGGAAUGCUGUCAUGAAGUGGUACAUAUGUAGCACCAUGCAGUAUGACCUGUGAUCCGUGUUCGCCCUGGUACGCUGGAUGUCUCGGCUCGGAAACCUGUUCGGAUCCGAGCUGGCCCGAGGACGUUGCGCUUGCGAAAGGAUCGACGCAUGUCGUGCAGCGUAGACCACCGACACGGGCCGCACCGCGUUAUUUUUUCCAUUUAGCAUUUUGAACCAUAACUGACGCUGCGCCUUCCCCCAAUUCCAAUCUCCCACUCCACAGCAUCUUCUCGGCAACGCACACAGUCGGGACCCUCUUCCUCGAACAAACCCUUCAACAGCUCUCAGAUCUACACAUCGUCACCCUCGUCGUCCUUGAGCCAAUUCCUGCCGUAUGACUUGGCUGGAGUGAUGCCCACUUUCCAACCCGGGGCCCACCCCACGGGACCCGGGGCUUACCCGACUCCGCCAGGAAGCACCGAGGGGACCUCCGGCAGCAGCAGCGGAGGCGGUGGAAGUGGCCGCGACUCGCACCACCCGUACCGUCGCUCACCGUCGCACCCUCGUACACCGGGCCACUCUUCCGCCUCGUCCGGCUCGUUCUCAUCAUCUUCGCACCCGACCACGCAUGGUGCGACGACUUCGGCGUCUUCGAUCUACACCGCCAACUCGUCGGCCAAGAACAGCUCGACGAGCAUCGUCGUCCCCCCCGCGUUCCAGUCGUUGCCGAAUAGAUCGAGCACGUCCGUAUCUUCGAUCCCCCGACCAGGUGCUGCCGCGACCCAUGACAUGGGCGCCUCGCUUCGGCCCCGAACCGACUCGCAGGCGUCCACCAAGUCGACGUCGUCCUCGAAAGGACCCCACAGCAACGGCUCGGGCGGAACGACGCCGACGCAUCACGCACGGGAAUCGUUUGACACGGCUCGCUCGGCGACGCCCGUGCAAGCGCUCAACGCUUCGGGCGGGGGCAAGAAGCCGAGCCCGCUGGGACGCAAAUCGUCCGACGAGCAGUUCCGCUGCGCGACCACUUUUGCUCCCCUGCGCGGCGACGACGGGGAGGAAUCGGACGAUACGACCGCUGCUACGCGUGCGCCCGUCAAGGUCAAGAAGGGGAUGGGCCAGAAGUUCAAGAAGGCGUUCGGCGUAUCGAGCUCCCCUUCGAGCUCGAGCUUGGGCCUCACCGAGGCUGAAUUAGACGGCCGGGGACCAAAAGUCAUCGCCAUACCGCGCGCCAGUCACAGUUCGGACGAUCUGCCCCUGUCGGGUAUGGCCGCCUCGGGUCGUCGUACCCCGACCCUCGCCUCGAGCUCGGCCUCGGUCAUGACGGGUUACUCGACCGCGACGUCCAAGCCGCCGACGAGCAAGAGGGGAAUUUUUAGCGGCAAGUUUAAUUCGUCGACGGACAACCUCUCGAUCUCGUCGACCGUCUCGAGCGCUUCGGUCAUGAUUCGCAAGAUUGGCCAACUGGGCACGUCGGCGCGGCGUAGCAGCAUGAUGAGCCUGACCAAGGCGUUCAAGAGCAGUGGGAAGAACAAGGAAGGCUCCUCGUCGGUAGCGUCGGCUUUCACCGAUGAUGCCACGGCCACCUCCCCGAGCAAGAAGGACCUCAAACGCAGCACUGGGUCCGGAACGGGCUCGGCAACGACGAGCGUCUCGCACGCCACGGCCGAACACGAGGGUCGCGGCAGAUCGUCCUCGGGUGUCACGGGAGGAAUCUCGCCGGCGGCCGCUCUCGCUCGUCGACAACAGCAACACUAUGCCGAGCAGGAGGCCGCCGCCGCCGCCGCCGCCGCUGCCGAGGCGGAUCGUCUCCGCGCGCAGGCUGUCGCUGCUGCCCACGAACGCAAUGCCAGCGUCUCGUCGUUGGCUGGCGCUGGGUGGGGUCGCUCCAAGACGCCCGAUCCUUCCGAAAGCUCGGUGGCUGAAGGUGGCAAGGAGCGGAUCAAGCCUCGUCGCAAGUGGAGUCUCGGCUUUGGUUCCAACUCAGUCUCGGCGACGUCGCCGCAUCCCACCACGACGGAGUCGUCGGGGAGAUCGACCCCGACGCCCAGGACGCCGCCCACGACCGGCGUCGCGGACUUUUACCACGACGGCCGCACCCAGUCGAGCGCGACCACGGAUGGCGUCGAGAUCCUCUCCCACCAGCCCUUGUUCGGCCGCAGCGUCGGUGGUCACGACAGCGAGCCCGAAUACGAGCCUAGUCUCAACCACAGCCUGCGCCGCGAGCCUUUGCGUCCCAUCGUACCCCGUGGGAUCCUCAAGGGUGCGAAUUCGUACCGUCAAGACGAGUUUGAUCUCGCCAAGCCGCAGUUCCCUCGCGUUCGUGCGAGCUCGUACGACGCGUCGCACAAGUCCCACGAGCUCCACAACGGCGGCAAAACGGCGCGCAUCACGACUAUGACGGCGUUCGAGAACCGAUUCGACGGUCUCGUUCAUCCGCCAGCAAACUCGGAAUCUAACUCGCCUCGUCCCGCUUCGCCCCGUGGCAUGAGCGGUCCUACGAGCCCAUAUUCGAACCCCUUGGCGAACGCGUCGGCCCCUGUCCUCGAUCGCCUGGGCCACACGGCCUCUCCUCUGCGUUCCCCUGUCUCGCCUGCGCGUCGCAUCGUCUUUGCGCCCAACCUGUCCGUCCAUACGACCUGGCCCGCAUCCAUCUACGACCGCCGUGCCGAGCCGGCGACGUGCAACCGUUUGACGCCGACGCUGGCGCAGCAGAUCAAGGAGGAGCUCAACUCGUACAAGAUGGAGGAGAUGGACGUGCACCCUAGUUCGAGGCCCUAUACCCAUUUCUGUAAGCUCGGACGCUCGCACUUGAACCUCCUUCGAACUUGCACUCACCGCUUUUCAAUUCCGUUCGCACCAGUCGUUUGA
Molecule: messenger RNA, 4075 nt
Organism: Microbotryum saponariae
Lineage: Eukaryota; Fungi; Basidiomycota; Microbotryomycetes; Microbotryales; Microbotryaceae
Source: the annotation of a GenBank genome assembly